AUGAGUAGGAAGAGAUCAAAAAUGUCUUCCAGUGGCACCCUCAGUAACUGCUAUGUGGACGCUGUGAUGGGCCAGGAGCCGGAGGACGCGUACGGUGCUCGCUUCAUCCAGGCUCCGCACACGGUGACCCCGAGGCCGUCAGGUGCCGGGGACAACGCAGACUUCUCCUCUUGCAAUUUCGCACCGAAGUCCGCCGUUUUCUCAUCGGCUUGGUCUUCGGUUCACCCGCAGGGAAUUUAUCAUCCGUACAUGCACCACCACCACCACCACCACCACCAGUCCCAUCUCCCCGCCUCGGACGGCAGAUAUGUGGGCGUCCGCUCCUGGAUGGACCCGGUCUCCAACCACGUUUCGUUCGCCGGAUUUCACUCCAGCAGCCGCUCGUACGGGACAAAGCCGGAGAUCCUGCCACCGAAAGCCACAGAGUGCGACCCGGUGGAGGCUCAGGCUCGGCCGACCGCCGGUGAAUUCGCUUGCGGAGGAUCUGAGUGUCCGGAAAAAGCGAGCAAAGAGCUCAGUGGAAGUGAACUUUCGAUUCACAGCGAGCCCAAAGAGGAGAAACAACAACAACUUGACCCAAACAACCCUGCAGCAAACUGGAUCCACGCACGCUCCACGAGAAAGAAGCGAUGCCCGUAUACAAAAUAUCAGACUUUAGAGCUGGAGAAGGAGUUCCUCUACAACAUGUAUUUGACAAGAGACCGACGCUUUGAGGUGGCCCGCAUACUCAGUUUAACCGAGAGACAAGUGAAGAUCUGGUUCCAGAACAGGAGGAUGAAGAUGAAGAAGAUGAACAGAGAGAGGAGCGGCAGGGAGCUGCUAUGAAAUCACUGCCUUUUGACACAUUUGUGUACCAAGGAAGCCAUCUGAACAAUUAAAUUCAUUUUGGU
Messenger RNA from Anoplopoma fimbria (sablefish), 890 nucleotides. It is a transcript of the gene hoxd9a, whose product is annotated as homeobox D9a. The transcript is spliced from 2 exons. Gene Ontology annotation, molecular function: DNA-binding transcription factor activity, RNA polymerase II-specific; RNA polymerase II cis-regulatory region sequence-specific DNA binding. The record is from RefSeq and is a predicted model, not a curated record. Lineage: Eukaryota; Metazoa; Chordata; Actinopteri; Perciformes; Anoplopomatidae. Bases 1 to 825 code for a protein of 274 amino acids. Gene Ontology annotation, biological process: proximal/distal pattern formation; anterior/posterior pattern specification; DNA-templated transcription. Gene Ontology annotation, cellular component: nucleus.